UGCGCAGUGACCUUGCUUGAGGGGGCUGUUCAAUUCAAUCUGGCAAGUGGUGUCCGGCUUGCCUGCAAUCGUCUUUUCUCUAUAAGUUACUCAGGGUCUUUUCGUACGAAGUUUGCACCAAAACUCCAUCCCUACAUAUUCAGAUAUACUUUUUAUUACAUGCCGCAGAAAUCAAUCUUAUCAUUCUUUUCCGGGAGUGAAAAAAAAGAAACUGAGGAAACAAAUAAGGAAAAGAUGAUUAGUUCAAAACCACCUGACAAUACUUCACAUAAAAGCAUAAAACGCAGACGCAUCAUUGUCGAAAGUGAUGAUUCAUUAACGGAAAUGCCCAAUAAAAGUAGUGAAUAUGUUCAUAACGAUAUUAAUUUUGAAGAAAGUGAUGCGAAAAUCCCUUCUAAAUUACCUGAUUUGGUACAUCAGCAACCAAUACGUAAUCCUACAACUGAGGAUAAAUUGUUACAGAAUGUGACUGAUACAAGAACUAAAGACAAAUUCAAGGACUUAAGUGAGUCUAAUUUAGUCCGUUUUCAGUGUGCGAAAAUUGAAGCAAGCAAUAUUCUAAGCACAUCGAAUGUUAAUGAAAAGUCGUCACGGAGUCCUGAAAAACUAGUUACCCGUUACGACCCCAGCAAAACGGAUUAUCACCCUAUCCAUGAUUGCAACUGGCGAGAAGGUGAAAGUGUCCCUUAUUUGUCAUUGGCGAGAACAUUUGAGUGUAUUGAGGCCACAUCUGGCAGAAUCAAAAUAACAGAAAUGCUGUGCAAUUUUUUUCGCUCAGUCGGUUUGUUGUCUUCAUUUGAUUUGACAAGCUGCGUUUACCUAUGCCUCAACCAACUGGGACCCGCAUAUGAAGGGAUGGAACUAGGCGUGGGGGAGACAGUCCUAUUAAAGGCUUUGGCCGCAACUACAGGUGUUGGGAUUGAACACAUGCGUUCGAGUUUGAAGCAACAUGGUGAUCUUGGUGUUGUCGCCGAAACUAUCAGAUCACGCCAGAAAAUCCUGUCAGCUCCAAAACCAUUGACCAUUUCCCUAGUAUUUUCUAAACUGAAAGAUAUCGCUUCAAUGUCUGGAAAUUCAGCUCAAAACAAAAAGGUGGAAAUUAUUCGCUCGCUUCUAGUGGCUUGUCGAGAAUCUGAAACUAAAUAUAUUAUACGUAGUUUAUCAGGAAAAUUGCGUAUUGGCUUAGCUGAACAAACGGUGCUCACAGCUCUUGGUCAGGCUGUGGCUAUGACGCCAUUUCAUUUUAAAGUCGGUGACAAAAGCACGCGAGUAGUUAAUGCUUCUAAUGGUAUGUCUAAUGAGCACUGGAAAGUUACAAUGGAUACUGCAGUUGCAAAUGUUAAAAGGGCGUAUUGCGUUUGUCCAGACUACAGCCGUCUUAUAAAAGCUCUUUUAACAAGUAGUCAUGAAUCUCUAGAUCAAAUAUGCACAAUCACUCCAGGUAUUCCUUUAAAACCAAUGUUAGCUUCUCCUACACAUGGAAUAUACGAAAUUUUAAAGAGGUUUGAAGAAUGUGAUUUCACUUGUGAAUAUAAAUAUGAUGGUGAAAGGGCUCAAAUUCAUAUUCUCCCUUCAGGUGCCAGUCACGUGUAUUCUCGUAAUCAAGAAGAUAAUACGACAAAAUAUCCUGAUAUCGUAAAUAAUCUGAUGUCUAGGGUUCUGCCAGAGUCUAAACUAACGCCUCAUGCAAUUGAGCUACUCGGUGAAAUUGUUAAAGAUAAUAAAAGACAAGUUCAAUCAAAUGGUAUAAUUGGAAACAAACUGGAGAGUUGUAUUAUCGACUCGGAAGUUGUAGCUUGGGAUCGUUUAGCUGGACAUAUUUUACCAUUCCAAGUUCUGUCAACGCGAAAGCGUAAAGAUGUAGAUGAAUCUACACUGAAAGUACAAAUAUGCAUUUAUGUAUUUGAUAUACUUUUUAUAAAUGGUGUAUCUUUAAUUGAACAGCCAUUACGCAUACGUCGAGAAAUACUUCGAGAAGUAUUUCCACGCAUUUCUGGAGAGUUCAUGAUGGCAACCUCUCUUGAUUCAUCUGAUACAGAUGAGAUCGCGACUUUUCUUGACGAAGCCAUCAAAGGUAAUUGUGAAGGAUUAAUGAUAAAAACACUGGAUCAUAAUUCUACCUACGAAAUUGCUAAAAGAUCCCAUAGCUGGUUAAAAUUGAAAAAAGACUAUUUAGAAGGUGUUGGUGAUACAUUGGAUUUAGUGGUGAUAGGUGGGUUUCAUGGAACUGGUAAACGUGCUGGUCGUUACGGUGGUUACUUGCUGGCAUGCUAUGACCCAGAUACAGAAGAAUACCAGACAAUAUGCAAAAUUGGUACAGGAAUGAAAGAUGAUGAAUUGGCUUCAUUUUCGGAGUUUUUCAAGAACCAUGUAACUGACAAAGCAAAACCUUAUUAUCAAUACACAAUUAGUUUAGUUCCAGACCAAUGGUUUGAGCCUGUUCAAGUUUGGGAAGUAAAGGCAGCCGAUUUGAGUAUAUCACCUGGACACAAAGCCGCUGCUGGUUUAGUAAGUUCUUUCCAUAUUUCAUAGGUAUUGCAAUAUGAAAAGGGAUAUGCUUGAGGCUAUCUUUAUCUUAAUUAAAAAGUCACUACGUGUCACACCUGCAUAUUUAAGACCAUCAAGUUGAGUAGUGAUGUGAUGAACCAAUAAGUUUUACAGUAGUAUCUCCAUUGUCAGUAAAUUUGUUUGUCGAAUAAAUAAUCUCUAAACUUAUAUAUGGCAUUGAACAACCACUUGGCGUUUGUUAUCAGUUUUUGGUUAUCUCCAAAAUAUUAGGAACCAAUAUUAUUCCAACAGAUACUAGAUAAAUUAAGGAUCGUCAAUGGCUCUACUUGGUCUAUGCAUUUGAUAGUCUAUAAAACAGUUGUAAACCGAAAUAUCUGGUAUUACAAGGUUGACAGAUUAGUGACAUGCUGUUGGAGAAAAACUUUACACUAAGAAUGCAGAUAAAAAUUGUCUGCAGUUACGGUUUCUUCUUUGAUUUACUUCACAGAUUUAACACACAAAGUUACAUGCAGGGUAAAUUAUGCCUAGUGCAUUAAACGUGUUGCGUAAUAUCACUGAAUUCUAAGAAGACGCGGACAACCGUAUUGUGACACGUUUAGCAUCCAAAGUUUAUCCACAUGGCUAUUAACGGGUAUACUCAUAUUUGAAAUUAGAUGUAGUUAAACCGAUCUUACUAAAGAUUUAACUGUAUAAGGAAUAUGAUCAUAAUCAAUGUUUUUCAAUACAACUGCCUAUUCCCAUGUUUCUUCCCAAUGUUAGUCUUAUUAUGUUAUCGUAAUACAAGGUAUAAUAUAGAUUUCGUGCAUUAUAUCUGUGAAAUGAUUUUCUGAGUUUUUCUUUUUUGAACUACAUAUAAUCGAUGUAUAUACUAUCUGUUCGAAGUGAUGAGCCUAAUUAGUUUGUUUAAUGUACACACUCUUCAGGCGGAUCCACAAAAAGGUAUUUCA
Molecule: messenger RNA, 3455 nt
Organism: Schistosoma margrebowiei
Lineage: Eukaryota; Metazoa; Platyhelminthes; Trematoda; Strigeidida; Schistosomatidae
Source: the annotation of a GenBank genome assembly